Messenger RNA from Dovyalis caffra, 2187 nucleotides. Lineage: Eukaryota; Viridiplantae; Streptophyta; Magnoliopsida; Malpighiales; Salicaceae. The record is from the annotation of a GenBank genome assembly.
AUGGCUUCAGGAGGAAAGAGCAAUGAAGAAAUUGAUUAUAAAAGCAGAAUCUGGGUUUUGGAUCAGAAGCUUGAUCAACCUAUAGAUGCAGAGGCUAAGAAGCUUAGGAACAAGUACGAGGAUAAGCUCGCAUUCCAAAGCCUUGGAGUGGUCUAUGGAGAUUUAGGCACGUCUCCUUUGUAUGUUUUCUACAAUACAUUUCCAGAUGGAAUUGAAGAUCCAGAGGAUUUAAUUGGAGCUCUAUCAUUGAUCAUAUAUUCCCUCACUCUUAUCCCACUCCUGAAGUAUGUUUUAAUUGUUUGUAGAGCAAAUGACAAUGGCCAAGGUGGGACAUUUGCUCUUUAUUCACUACUAUGUCAACAUGCAAAAGUGAAGACUAUCCCUGACCAAGAUAAUACAGAUGAGCAGCUAACUACUUAUAGUCGUUCUACAUUCCAUGAGCAAUCUUUUGCUGCAAAGACCAAGAGAUGGUUGGAGGAACAUGCCUUCAGGAAGAAUGCACUUCUUGUUCUUGUUCUUGUUGGCUCUUCCAUGGUAAUUGGUGAUGGGAUUCUUACACCUGCUAUAUCAGUGCUGUCCGCUGUUCAAGGGAUCAAGUUAGACCACCCCAACAUGAAUAGUGAUGUAGUCGUGCUUGUUGCUGUUGUCAUAUUAGUAGGUUUGUUCUGCAUGCAACACCAUGGUGUGGAUAGGGUUAGUUGGCUCUUCGCUCCAAUUGUCCUCCUUUGGUUUCUCUUGAUUGGAGGGAUUGGCUUAUUCAACAUUUGGAAGUAUGAUACGGGUGUUCUGAAAGCCUUUUCACCGAUCUACAUAUAUCGUUAUUUCAGAAGAGGAGGGAGAGACAGUUGGCUGUCCCUUGGAGGUAUCAUGCUUAGCAUAACAGGAACCGAGGCCCUGUUUGCCGACCUAUCUCAUUUUCCUGUACCGUCUAUACAGAUUGCUUUCACAACAGUUGUUUUUCCCUGCCUACUUUUUGCCUAUUCUGGACAAGCUGCCUACCUCAUGAAGAACACAAAUCAUGUAGUUGAUGCAUUUUACAGCUCUAUUCCAGAUAUAAUUUAUUGGCCAGUACUUUUAGUUGCAACAGCAGCUGCUGUUGUUGCAAGCCAAGCCACCAUAUGUGCAACUUUUUCAUUAAUCAAGCAGGCUCUUGCACUUGGCUGUUUUCCAAGAGUCAGAAUUGUACACACAUCAAAAAGGUUUCUAAGCCACAUAUAUCUUCCAGACAUUAAUUGGAUCCUUAUGAUUCUCUGUGUUGGUGUGACAGCUGGUUUUAAAAAUCAAAGCCAAAUUGGAAAUGCUUCUGGAACUGCAGUCGUGAUAGUCAUGCUGGUGACCACAUUGCUUAUGAUUCUAGUCAUGCUAUUAAUAUGGCGUUGCCAUUGGAUUAUUGUCCUGAUCUUCACGGGUCUAUCACUGGUAGUGGAGGUUACUUACUUUUCUUCUGUGCUCUGCAAGGUCAAUCAGGGUGGUUGGGUUCCCCUUGUUAUCGCCUUCGCAUUUUUUAUCAUCAUGUACGUGUGGCAUUAUGGUACCAAGAAACGUUAUGAGUUUGAGGUGCACAGUAAGGUUUCAAUGGCUUGGAUUCUUGGGCUUGGUCCCAGUUUAGGACUAGUUCGUGUCCCUGGAAUUGGACUCGUAUACACUGAACUAGCAAGAGGAGUGCCACAUAUGGCUAUAAAGACCUCCAUAAGAGAUGAAGAUUUUGAGAAAAAACUCUUCGACGGUCUUUACACAUUUGUCCGGCUUGAGUCCAUGAUGGAUGGAUGUUCAGACUCAGAUGACUACAGUAUAUAUGGCCAGGAAACUGAGCAGCCGAGUGAUGUCCUUCUGAAUCACACUGGCAACACAAUGCCAUUGAACGUUGAUGCAACGAUUUCAUCAGGAGAUUCAAUCAUAUCUGUUAAUGGCCAUCUGCAGAAUAACACUGCCACUGCAUCAUCUGGUCUUCUAAGCAGCCCGGCUGAGGUAAAUGAGUUAGAAUUUUUGAGUGUCUGUAGAGAUGCUGGUGUUGUACACAUACUGGGGAAUACAGAGGUGCUGGCACGAAGGGAUUCAAAGUUCUGUAAGAAAAUAGCUAUUGAUUAUAUAUAUGCUUUUCUUAGAAAGAUUUGCACACAGAACAGUGCAGCUCUCAAUGUUCCUCAUGAAAGUCUCUUAAAUGUAGGACAAAUCAUUCAUGUAUAG